CGUUCCAUAAAAGUCGCAUUUGGCAACCCCUGUGUUCUGUCGAACCGAGUUGCGUCGCCUCCCAGGUCGUUGUGAUUUCGGGACUCAUACCCGCACGAACCCCACAGCAGUCAGAGCAGACUGUCAAGAUGAUUAUUCCUGUUCGGUGCUUCACCUGCGGCAAGGUGAUUGGAAACAAAUGGGAUACAUAUCUCGACCUUUUGCAGGCCGAUUAUUCUGAAGGAGAUGCUCUGGACGCCUUGGCUCUUGUCCGCUACUGCUGCCGGCGCAUGCUGAUGACCCAUGUCGACCUUAUCGAGAAGCUUCUGAACUACAACACUUUGGAGAGGAACGAGAACACCAAUAACUGAAACCCAUUACAAUCUGCGCCAACAUCAUGGAAGUGUCAAUGGACAAUGGAUAGCAUGUUUAAUUUUCUGGAAAACUGGCCGAAACUCUUCACAGGAGGUUUUGAUAGGGAUGAGAGGCGGCUCUUUUCAUUCAGGCUACGAACCAUGGUCGUAAGGAUAUAUGAUAAUAUGAAAUGUAGAUGUCUUGCACUAAAUCAGUCAAAAGCUAUUUUGUAGAAUCAUUAACCAGUCACAAUGCGGCAUUCCGACUAUGUCAAAUGUCCUCAACCUUAAUCGCCGUAAAAUUGCUAUGCAGGCAGUCUGUAUUCUUACGAUUUUGAAUUCGACUCUACACCGUGGAUGAACUCUUGAUUCGGCAGUUCGUAACAA
This is a messenger RNA of Physcomitrium patens, 719 nucleotides long. Its product is annotated as DNA-directed RNA polymerases I, II, and III subunit RPABC5. Gene Ontology annotation, cellular component: RNA polymerase III complex; RNA polymerase I complex; RNA polymerase II, core complex. Gene Ontology annotation, molecular function: zinc ion binding; DNA binding. Gene Ontology annotation, biological process: transcription by RNA polymerase I; tRNA transcription by RNA polymerase III; transcription by RNA polymerase II. Lineage: Eukaryota; Viridiplantae; Streptophyta; Bryopsida; Funariales; Funariaceae. The record is from RefSeq and is a predicted model, not a curated record.